Messenger RNA from Annulohypoxylon truncatum, 2016 nucleotides. RefSeq lists its product as uncharacterized. The transcript has 4 exons. Gene Ontology annotation, molecular function: 2-oxoglutarate-dependent dioxygenase activity. Gene Ontology annotation, cellular component: cytoplasm. The coding region runs from base 1 to 2016 and encodes 671 amino acids. The record is from RefSeq and is a predicted model, not a curated record. NCBI's taxonomy places the organism in Eukaryota, Fungi, Ascomycota, Sordariomycetes, Xylariales, Hypoxylaceae.
AUGGACCCUGAACAUGGAAUGGACAGUCAAGAUGACGGCGCGUCCAUCUACUCCGACGAAAGCGUUUGGAAAGGACAAGGACUUCAGAGCCCCGCCGGCACCGGCAAAGGAAAAAGACGCGAAACAGAAAUUCCAGUUGAAUCUGAGGUCGAUGAUGAUAGUACCGAAAGCGAAGAAAUUGAUGAAGAAACAAGUGAUAAAAGCAAAGAUGGAGGGGCUCCAGUUGAAUCUGAUGGCGGCGGCGGCGGCGGCGGAGGGGAAGAAGAAAGCAAAAUUCCUCCCAAAGCAAGACCUGAAAAGGCUUCACUUGGAGGUGGAGGAGGAGGAGGAAGAAAAGGGGGCUUAGUUUCACAUUUUCAAGACGGUUUUGGCGGCCUAGGCGGCGGUGGUGCUGGAGGAGGUGGCGGUGGCGGAGGCGGAGGUGGAGGCGGAGGAGGCGGAGGCGGCGGCGGCGGCGGCGGCGGCGGUGGUGGUGGUGGCGGCGGUGGUGGUGGUGAUGAACCUACCAUAUUCCCAUGGUAUCUCCGCGUACGACCAAAUGAGAUUAAUGAUCCCGAUCACGCUCAGGAACAGCGGAUUAUGUUAAUAUUAAAGGACAAUGUCGACGGUUUCCAGGGUUUAUUCUCUGGACCACAAGGCCACCAUAUCACUGACGGCACAGCAAGGCAUUCAGCUAUAAUAUUCCACAUCAUUCGUAACCAGGACUCGACCUCGACGACUACAGUGCGCGUCAACCAGGAUGAUUAUUCAUCUGAAGCAAGGGACUGGCAAAGGGCGAUCCUGGACCGAGACCCGAACUGGAACCCGCUGACAAUAACCGACAAUGAGGUUCCGAACACGGCCAUAGACUUCCAUGGUGUUUGGCCAGAACUACGCUGCGAGAACGGAACGCACGUAGACGAAACUCGAGAAACUUGGGAGUGGCAGCCGGUUCCAAAUGUACCUGUUGCUCCGAUUAGAAGCCGCAUGCUUAUGUAUUUUCGGGUCUUAAUGAUGCUGAUAGUUCUUCUCGCGUGUGGCAUGAUUUGGAAAUGGGUGUUAACAGGAGGCCCCGCGGGGAAUUCCAUUUUUGGGUCAAAUCCCGCUGUGGGCAACGUAAUCCGCGGCCCGACUCGGAGUUUUGACCCUCGCUUUGCGGUUCGCGUGGACUUGGAAGAAGCCGGAGCCGCUCUCACGAACAUCACGCCAAGGAUCGGGACAGAGAUCAAAGGCAUUCAGCUCAGCCAACUAUCCUCUGCUGGACUUGACGAAGUGGCUUUACUCGCAGCCGAGAGGGGCAUUCUAGUUUUCGCAAGUCUUGGUACUGAUGCUGAUAUCGACCAAGUUAUACUGAACACCAAAGCGCAGAGAGACCAAUUUCGCAGACAUCGGGUUCCAGAAGCAGCUAGACAUCGUAAAAUACUACGCGCCGCUUCACAAGCAUUCAACAAUGGGGUAUCCCGCAGGCACCAGCCCAGAGUUCCCCGUCGUCUUCGCGGACGAGACAGCGCCCCCCGCACAACCCACGACCUCUGGCACAUCGACCAAACCUUCACGCCCAACGUGCCCUCCACGACCUUCUUCUGGGUCCUCGAGACCCCUGAAUCAGGAGGCGGCGACACAGCCUUCACCUCCCUAACAGCAGCAUACUCAGCGCUCUCGCCCGCAUUCAGACAUCUGCUCAGCGGGCUGCGCUUACACCACGCCCCCGCCUCGCUCGGCGAGGUAUCCCGCGUAGGCGCAGAGCGCGCGUCAAGGGAAGCAGUCAACACGACGCAUCCGCUAAUCAUCAAGCACCCCGUCACGAACCAGCCCUCGCUCUUCGUGAACCCGACGAUCGCGCGCAGGGUCGACGGGUUCCUGGCCGAGGAGUCGGACCACUUGUUACGAUUCCUGCACGAGCAUAUCCGGAGCCUGGAUUUCAGCUGCCGGCGCGGUGCCGGAUUUCAGGGGGGGGGGGGGGGGCGAGAGGAGGCAUUUGGUAUGGGUUAUUCCUUAUGGGAGGAGGCCGGAGCCGGCGUUUACGGAGAGGUUUAG